Prorocentrum cordatum is the source of this 3075-nucleotide messenger RNA. Lineage: Eukaryota; Dinophyceae; Prorocentrales; Prorocentraceae. The record is from the annotation of a GenBank genome assembly.
AUGACGCCCGUGCACCACGCCGCGGCGGCGGGCUGCCUGCAGAGCUGCGAGGUGCUGGUACGGGCCGGUGCGAACGCCGACGCGUGGGACAGCCAGGCGCGGGACCCCCUGGCGUGCGUGCCGGCGCACCUGGCCUCGACCGCGGCGGAGCGCGCUGCGUGGCAGCGGGCGCUGCGGGGAGCGGCCGUCCCGCGGCACUGCGGCGCCGGCGGUUUCUACCCUGCGACGGGCGUGCCACGCGAUAUGGGCGUGACAGGCCUGCUCACCUUCCUGCGCAAGCAGGUGAAUCCGGAGCUCGUCGAGCUCCAGCUGGACGCGGAGGCGCACUGCGGGGAGCGUACGCUGGUGCUCGACCUGACCUCGUUCUGCAUCUGGGUCUUCAAGGAAUGCUAUGCGCCCGGCGUGGCGAAGCGCGGCUGCGACCUAAGCUUCGCAGCGGCCUACGGGGACGCCCAGGAGUUGGUCGCUGAGUUCGCUGGCGCGCUGGCGAGGUACGGCCUGCGGCUCGAGGCCGUGGCGGACUGCCCAGCGGGAUCCCAGGGGCUCGAUGAGCUCGAGAGCGCUGCGGACGAGAUCUGCAAACGCGGCAAGGAGAGGCGCGCAGUUGCGAAGCGCUUGGUGCAGGUCCUGGAGGGCGUCCUCUCAUCGCACGAGUUCCAGAGCGGGGACUUGCCGAUGCCCUUCCUCUUCGCGCGGGCGGUGGCCGCCGGUCUCAGGGAGGCAGGGGUGCAGAUCGCCACCGCUGCGGGCGAGGCCGACGACCUCAUCGGCCACCGGAUGCGCGCCCGACGAGGCCUCUACCUGGGCGUGUUCGGGAACGAUGCCGACUUCGCGGUGAUGCGCGGCUGCAGGUUGGUGGCCAAUGAGCUCUUCCAGCUGGGGUCUGCAGCGUCUGCAGGCUUCCCCUCGCUCGCGCGCCUGGUGGCGGACUCCACGAGCCCCACGGCCGAGUUGUGGGAGGUGCAUCUGGAAGAUCCCGGCGACAGGCACCAGCUGCAGCGGGUGUGGGCCGACGUGUGGUGGUGUUACGGCCACGGCGAAGAGUGCUGUGAGAAGGGCCUCGAUCUGAACGACGUGUCGCCAGAGGGCACGGCGGUCUCUCAGUUCGUUCACAGGGCGGUCUGCAGGGGUGUCUGGCCUCUCUGGGCCUGGCCGGUCCACCUGCAUGGCCUGCACGUGCUGCCAGCUGUUAGCGAUUGGUGCAGCCCGAGUGCACUGCAGGAGUUGCUGCGUCCGCUGUGGGAGACGGCUUAUGCGCUGCUGCGCGCGGAGGGGUCAAGCAUGGUCAGGAUUUCCCCCGCCGAUUCGGGCCUCAAGAGGCAGCCCUGGGACGGUCAGAGACUGCCCCUGUUGGAUGUGGCGGGCCUCCCGAUGGACGAGAAGCUGAGAAUCUGGCGACUGGCCGCUGGCGGCGACGCGCGCGCCGCAGCGGAGCGCGCGGCAGAGGCAGUUCGCAAGCCCCCUAACUCUGAUGUUGCUGCCGCAGAGGCGCCGAAGCAGCUACAUGUUGAACAGCAGGGUGCAACGAGCGUGGCGCUCGACGCGAUCCUGGAGGUGUUGGUCGGCUGCGACGAGGGCUGGAGCUUAGCCGCAGCGAUUGUGCCCGCGGCGUCGAAGCACCUCCCAGAUGCGGGGAGCUUGCAGAGAACCAUUAAGGAGGCGGGCGGCCUGCGACGCUUCUGCGACGCGCAUGCGGAUUACUUGGUGUUCGACCCAUGUGACAGUGGCGGGUUUGUCAGCCUCGUCGGCGCAGUCAGGACCUUGAUUUGGAACAUAGACAAGCGAGACGGGGCGCUGCCCUUCGCCGCGAUCCAGCGCAUCAUCUACCCGCGCGAUCCCGGCUGCAAGGAGGCGGUCCAUGCGGCUGGCGGCCUCGAGGCAUUCUGCAGGACCCACGCCUACGCGCUGACCUCCGACGGCAAGUCCGUCCGCCGGGCAACGCCGGGCGCCCUGGUACCGGGCGUGCGCAGGGCCUCUUCGGGAGGCCCGCCCGCCCCCAGCACGCCCGAUCCCCAGGCGCACUCGGGCGCGGCCGCCCCGGCUGCCCGCGAGGACGCGGGACGCACGGCCGCCGUCCUGGCGCUGGCGGCCGUGGCCCGCAGCGGCAGCGCGGGGCCGCUUGGCGUGUGGGAGGAGGACUUCGACGCGCUGGUGCUGAUGGCCGUGCUGCUGCACCAGCAGGCCAGCGGGGGCCUGCCGCGCGAGGAAGAAGGCCUGGGCGAGGGCGAGGACGAGUCGCUGCUGCCGCUCGCCCUGCUGGGCGAGAGGUACCAGCGGAUCGCGUGGACGAUCGCCGAAGUUGGCGAGCUGCUGGGUGCCCGCGGGCCCACAUGCGCCGUCACGCCGCAGCAGCUCGCCGAGUGGAAGCGGUGGCGCGAGGAGGCGGGGCUCGGGGCGCUGGCGUGCUCGGGCGGGGCGCCGCUGGCGCGGCGGCCGCGGCGCGGGCGAGCCGCCGCGGGCGAGCCGCAGCGGGCACUGGGCGCCGAGGCUGGGCGCGGCCAGCACGCGGAGAGCGGCGAGCACAAGGCCAGCGGCGAGGGCGACGCCGGCGUCCACGUGCUCAGGCACCUGCGGAGCGGCCGCGUCGUCUGCGUCAACGGCGCGACGGGGUGCGGCAAGAGCACGCAGGUGCCGCAGUACCUGUUGGAGGUCGCCCCGGAUGCCAACAUCGUGGUAGCGCAGCCGCGGCGCAUGGCGGCAAUACAGCUCGCGAAGAGAGUCGCCAGUGAGCGCGGGGAGGAGCUUGGACAGACAGUCGGAUACGCCAUCGGAGGCGGAGACUCCACACGCAACCAAGCGACCCGUUUGACAUUUGUGACCACUGGGUACUUGCUUCAGCUGCUCGUUCACAAGUCCGCAGAGUUAAAGAAGUUGACGCACGUCGUGCUCGACGAAGUGCACGAGCGUUCCGUGGACGCAGACAUGCUGAGCCUCGUGAUCAAAACCCUUCUGGGCAUGUAUACAUCGGUCUCCUUGGUCAUCAUGUCUGCGACCAUGAAUGCGAGCAUCUUCCAGGAGCAUAUGAAUAUCACCUGGGUUGUAACACCCCUGCUGUACACGUACAUCAUAUUGUGA